GGGGUGGAGACUAAAGAUCCUGAGGUGGGGAAUCGGGAGUUUCUGGAUUCUUUAUCCGGUAUUUUAAGGGCCACUGGAGGACUGUGGCUUCUGCAGUGCUUAGGAGGAGCUGGGGCGCGAGGAUUGGCGGCGCCGUGGCGCGGAGAGUAAGAAAAUUAAUCUGGUUAAUCUGAGUUUUGUGAAAAAUCAGGGAAAAGAAACUAAGGAUAGUAGACAAGGUUUUUUCCAGUUUCCAUAAUAUUUCCCUCAUGGAUACUUUUUCAUAGCAUUAUUAUGUGAUGUGAGAAGUUUUUUUUUGUGUGUGUUCUUUUUUUUUGAAAGUAACAUGGAUUUUAUACUACAGAAAUCAAGAAAUUGGCUUUAUAGGAAAAAUUGAUUUAUAAAAGUGGUAACAGGUUUUAUAGAUAACCAUGACAACAUCCCAUAUGAAUGGGCAUGUUACACAGGAAUCAGACAGCGAAGUAAAAAUGUUGGUCUUGCAUCACCAGAGGAAUACCACAAGCACCGAGAGAUGGCUGUUGACUGCCUGGAGAUUUGGGCACCAGGAUGAUGCCAGUAAGACGAAGUGCACAGUUGGAGCGGUAUUCGACAACAGCAGGAUGACAUGAGACUAGGAGAGAGGAAGAAGGGAAAAAGCAAGAACUUGACCUUAAUUCUUCCAUGAGACUCAAGAAACUAGCUCAAAUUCCUCCGAAGACUGGAAUAGAUAACCCUAUAUUUGACACGGAAGAAGGAAUUGUCUUAGAAAGUCCUCAUUAUACUGUGAAAAUAUUAGAAGUGGAAGACUUGUUUUCUUCACUUAAACAUAUCCAACAUACUUUAGUAGAUUCUCAGAGCCAGGAGGAUAUUUCACUGCUCUUACAACUUGUACAAAAUAAAGAUUUUCAGAAUGCAUUUAAGAUACACAAUGCUGUCACAGUACACAUGAACAAGGCCAGUCCUCCGUUUCCUCUUAUUUCCAAUGCACAAGAUCUUGCACAAGAGGUACAAACCAUUUUGAGGCCAGUUCAUCAGAAGGAAGGACAAGAACUAACUGCUUUGCUGAGUACUCCACAUAUUCAGGCACUUUUAUUGGCCCAUGAUAAGGUUGCUGAGCAGGAAAUGCAGCUAGAACCCAUUUCAGAUGAAAGAGUUUAUGAAAGCAUUGGCCAGUAUGGAGGAGAAACUGUAAAAAUAGUUCGUAUAGAAAAGGCUCGUGAUAUUCCAUUGGGUGCCACAGUUCGUAAUGAAAUGGAUUCUGUCAUCAUUAGCCGGAUAGUAAAAGGAGGUGCUGCAGAGAAAAGUGGUCUCUUACACGAAGGAGAUGAAGUUCUGGAGAUUAAUGGCAUUGAAAUUAGGGGAAAAGAUGUCAACGAGGUUUUUGACUUGCUGUCUGAUAUGCAUGGUACUUUGACAUUUGUUCUGAUUCCCAGUCAACAGAUCAAGCCUCCUCCAGCCAAGGAAACAGUAAUCCAUGUUAAAGCUCAUUUUGACUAUGACCCCUCAGAUGAUCCUUAUGUUCCAUGUCGAGAGUUAGGACUGUCUUUUCAAAAAGGAGACAUCCUUCAUGUCAUCAGUCAAGAAGAUCCAAACUGGUGGCAGGCCUACAGGGAAGGGGAUGAAGAUAAUCAGCCUCUUGCUGGUCUCGUUCCAGGGAAAAGCUUUCAGCAGCAAAGGGAAGCCAUGAAGCAAACCAUAGAAGAAGAUAAGGAGCCAGAAAAAUCAGGAAAACUGUGGUGUGCAAAGAAGAAUAAAAAGAAAAGGAAAAAGGUUUUAUAUAAUGCCAAUAAAAAUGAUGAUUAUGACAAUGAGGAGAUCUUAACUUAUGAGGAAAUGUCACUUUAUCAUCAGCCAGCAAAUAGGAAAAGACCUAUCAUCUUGAUUGGUCCACAGAACUGUGGCCAGAAUGAAUUGCGUCAAAGGCUCAUGAACAAAGAAAAGGAUAGAUUUGCAUCUGCAGUUCCUCAUACAACUCGGAGUAGGCGAGAUCAUGAAGUGGCUGGUAGAGAUUACCACUUUGUUUCACGGCAAGCAUUUGAGGCAGAUAUAGCAGCUGGAAAGUUCAUUGAGCAUGGGGAAUUUGAGAAAAAUUUGUAUGGAACCAGCGUAGAUUCUGUACGGCAAGUGAUCAACUCUGGCAAAAUAUGUCUCCUAAGUCUUCGUACACAGUCUUUGAAGACCCUCCGGAAUUCAGAUUUGAAACCAUAUAUUAUCUUCAUUGCACCUCCUUCACAAGAAAGACUUCGGGCAUUAUUGGCCAAAGAAGGCAAGAAUCCAAAGCCUGAAGAGUUGAGAGAAAUCAUUGAGAAGACUAGAGAGAUGGAGCAGAACAAUGGCCACUACUUCGACACAGCAAUUGUGAAUUCAGAUCUUGAUAAAGCUUAUCAGGAAUUGCUUAGAUUAAUUAAUAAACUUGAUACUGAACCUCAGUGGGUGCCAUCCACUUGGCUGAGAUGAAGGAAACAUCUGUUCUGUGGCAUGACUGAACUUGAUCUGGCAAACUGCCAAUAGGAAGAUGGCUCCAAUACUUCAAGAUUGAGGAUAAGGGUGGAAGAUGGCAGGAUAAACUGCAGACCUGUUAGAUUUUUUAAACUAGUGAGAAGUCCCCUUAGGCUAUUUGUGCACAACAUUCUUUAUUCUCUACACAUGGCUUUAAGGGACUCUUGCUUCAUUUGGAGAUUUUAAAUGAAAGCUUUCAACUGAGCAGUUCCAUUUUAUCCUGGUAAAAACUUUGUUUUCACCUAACUAAAUCUUUUCUGCUUGCUUGAUCAUAUUUCUGUGAAAAACUUGUAUGUAUAUACACAGUAUUCCAUGUCUCAAAUAGUUAUAAAUAUUGACAUUAUUUAACAUUUAACUUAAAUGACGUCAUGGGAAUAUUUUGGGGUCUAUGCUUCUAUGCACUGAGCAGAAGCAGUAUUUGCUUAGGAGACUGGUUAAGAAAUCAGAAAUACUUUCCUAAAGAAGAAAAAGAAAAAUGGUGCGUGUCACUUUGGUUUGGAACUGCUUGUUAGAUUUUUAUUCCUUUAUAUGUCUCUUAAUUCUUAAAAAACAAACAAACAACAUUCCAUUAGAAGCACCAGUUUUUUAGCUCAAACUUUGUGAAUUAGACUGCACACUCAGCAGACUCUAAUGUAGUCAAAGGUAUACAAAACACACUGAUCUUUUUAAAGAUAUAGUAAUUUUCUGAAUUUUUUUUGUUAAAUUGUCACAAGUGAUUUGAUAGUCUUGCUUCCUUUCUCUGAUAUGAGUAAUACAAUAGGUGUAUCUGUUAUACUUUUUAUGAAUGGCAAACAUUCAAACUGUUGACUGUUAAAAAAAAGUUUCUUCCUCGUGAUGCAAAAUUUUUUAUAUAAAUGGGAGAACAUAGUACAUUUGAGUUUUUUGCAUUUUUAUAUAUGAGCACAGUAUUAUUCUGUGUUACAUAUAUAGGUAACAAACUGGAAUUCUGUUGAGGACUAUAGCUGCUGUAAGGUAUACUAAUAUUUAAUAGAUCAACAAAUGGUCAUUGAUAACACUUGUUCUGCAUUGGAAUAAAAUUAUAUAUAUAUAUAUAUAUAUACACACACACACACACUAGGAGAAUACCAUGACACUUGACUUUGAGAUCAGAAGGAAAGGAAUAACUAAAAGUCAUUCGAACAUUUUAGGAAAAUAACAUUGGAGGGGAAGAGUUACUAAGCACAUAGAAACAGGUAUUUAUCCUAACAAGGUCUGCCGCUGGACUCAAAUUGAACAAUUUGCUAAAGCAUAAAAGAAAUUUUAAGCUAAUGGGAUUUUUGUACUGUCUUUGUAGCUGUAGCUUUAAAAUCCAGUGUCUGUAAUUGUCAUGGAAAGUUUAAUUUGUAGUCAUUUCAUGCCUUUAAUGUAGUGUGGUGUGUGACAAACAACCUCAAAUGUGAAUGCCUUAUUUUUGUUUUUAUGAUGUUAGCCACAGCAUUUCCUGUUCCCAAAGCUAAACAAACACUGGAAUGAUACUGACUUGUCACUUAAUUUAACAUAAGCAACUGUUAAAGAACUUUGUCUCAGUGUCAUGUAUAUAUGUGAUUUUUUUUCUCUUCAUGAUUUUAUUUGAACAAAUGUAGACAGUUUAUAUGUUGCCUUUUUCUAUUCAAAUUUGCAUGGCCUCUUCAGUUGGUUGGGGAGUGUGUCCUGUCUGAAAACACUUUCAAGAUAAUAUUCCUUAGGAAGAAGUAACAUUCCUGGUUUGAGGGAAGGAAUGCUAUAUAUACUAUCUCCUCAGGCCUAAAACACUCCAGCUGGUAGCAGGAAAAAUGCAAAGGUCACACCCAUUUUCUGCAUUGAAAAACAAGGAAUAUACUUAGCACUUAAUUUUUUUUUUCAGUUCCAGUUUACUUUCUCCUCAGGUACAAAAGGUAGUCUGUGGUCAACAGUGGAGUUUUGCAAACUGCAUAUUGUAACUGACAGCUGUUUUUAACCUCAAGAUUGAAAAUAUUGACAGUUCAUGUAAAGUUUGAGUAAGGUUUUAGGUAGUGUCAGUAAGAGGCUGUUGUGCCACUGCUGAUAGUAGGGCCACACUAGGACCCCAUGUUGUCAAGACAUGUGGUUUUCAUAAGCAGAUCCUAUCCCAAGGGACAUGCCAUGCUACCAUGCUAUACUUCUAGGAGCUCUAAGGUUGACAGAUACUUCCAGAUCAGUGAAGUCCUAUAAUUUUCUCCAUCAGCAAAAGUAGAGGGAUAGAAAUGUUUGUCUAGAACUUUCCUAAAUCCUAGUGAUACAAAUGUGCUGAUAUUCAACACAGUCCUUAAACAACAUGAAAACUGCUGUGCUGACUUCCUCAACAGAACAUGGAAGAAAGCUGUGCUAUCCAUCUGGUUGUACAGCCAUUCUAGCCAAUUCUAUUUUCUGUCCCUCCAUGGUUCUGAUCGGAAAGUGCAGUCAUGGAAGUCUUAACCACUUAUUAUAGAAAUGAUGGCAGUAGCUAAUGAAAUAUACUUGGGAAAUCCAAACCAGUAUCUGUCUUUGUUUCUUAAAUUUUCAUUAAGUCAGAACAAGUGGAAGAAUAGUAUUUAGAUGAAUCCAGAUUUGCUUUCUGUGAAAUUUAAUGUCUGGAUUUUUUCCCAUUUCUCCUGGCCUAAGGAAUAAGUAUUGAUAAGGAAUGAUUUGAAUGUAAUUUUGUGAAUGUGUGGAAAAUAGAAACCAGGGUUAUAGCCUUAAUGAAGGUAACCAUUCUGAUGUCUGUUGUUAAUCCCCCUUUGUACUCUUGUACCUUGUAUCCGCACUGUUAUUUUGAGAUGUUAUACUGCACACCAUAUUGUAAAAAUAAAAAGUAAAAUUAUAUUUCAAAUUUAAAAAGCCACUGAGUACCUUGUCUUACGAUAUUUGUAUUCACUUCCAUUCAAGGUUUCCACAUAUAUAAAGACAGCUUUCUUCUUCCAAGUGUUUGCCAAAAGUAAUACUAUUGGAA
Sciurus carolinensis (gray squirrel) is the source of this 5404-nucleotide messenger RNA. It is a transcript of the gene Pals1, whose product is annotated as protein associated with LIN7 1, MAGUK p55 family member. The record is from RefSeq and is a predicted model, not a curated record. The transcript is spliced from 15 exons. Bases 661 to 2436 code for a protein of 591 amino acids. NCBI's taxonomy places the organism in Eukaryota, Metazoa, Chordata, Mammalia, Rodentia, Sciuridae. Gene Ontology annotation, cellular component: plasma membrane; adherens junction. Gene Ontology annotation, biological process: establishment or maintenance of epithelial cell apical/basal polarity; establishment or maintenance of polarity of embryonic epithelium; morphogenesis of an epithelial sheet. Gene Ontology annotation, molecular function: protein binding.